Messenger RNA from Acanthamoeba castellanii str. Neff, 741 nucleotides. RefSeq lists its product as uncharacterized. Bases 1 to 741 code for a protein of 246 amino acids. The transcript has 6 exons. The record is from RefSeq and is a predicted model, not a curated record. Lineage: Eukaryota; Discosea; Longamoebia; Acanthamoebidae.
AUGAGACAGCCGUCCACAAGCACUGGCCACGUGCCCUCUGCUCGCACACCACCGGUUGGCAAUGUGUCGGCGGUGCUGACGUAUCAAGAUGAGAGCAAGCUACCAGCCUACUACAACGAGGACAUCAUCCCUGACCCCGAGACCGGGCUCAACCUUCCCGUACGCAUCCUUGACUACUUCUACUUCUGUGAUGCUGUUCAGUUUGUACCGGUUCCUCUUGAACACUUGGGAGCAGCAACCAGCACGGCAAUCGUGUUUGAGGUCGACGAGUGGUCCAUCGAAUACGGCUCUCCUCCCUUGCUCUGGCUCAAAUCCAAGCGUGCAUGCCAACCCGCGGCCUGCCACAUCACGUCAUCGGCAAGGUACAAGUUGCUGCAGCCGAAACCCAGCUACAAGCACUACUUUAGCACCAUUCAGCGCAAGUUCGAGGUGUGCACCGGCAUUUAUAACCUCAUGGAAGCGGACAAGAAGGUCUCCUACGCUGACGUGGUCGCGCAUAUGCACGCUCGCUACGGCAUAACGGAGGACUACGUCGUUAAGGAGGCAGCCUCGGUCCUUAAAGGCCUGCUGGAGGCCUACCCCGAGUAUAGGACCACUCCCUUCUUCCUAAAGCUGCGGGACGUUCUUACCGCCAAGAGCAGCUCGGUCACGCCAAAGUCGCCACGGAAGGAGAAAGAUGUGGCCCGCGCACGCGCUUCCGACUCUCCCGUACUCACCUUCACCUUCUCGUCGGCAGCUUAG